AACGACACACUCACACAGACGCGGCUUACUGGAACAAACACAUGCAAGAAGAACUUCAAAGUCAGCUCGAUAAGACCCCUAUCGUGAAGCAGGCCAAGAACAUUAUCUUCUUCCUCGGGGACGGUACCUCCAUCUCCACCCUCACCGCCGCCCGCCUCGCCAAGGGUCACCUCACAGGCAACCACGAGCAUGAGGUUAUGGCCUAUGAGAAGUUCCCUUACUCCACCCUCAUCAAGACUUACAGCUCAGACAAGGUGGUGACCGACUCAGCCGCCAGUGCUACAGCUUACCUCAACGGUGUGAAGGCUAACCAGGCGACUAUUGGUGUAGACGCCAACGUGCUUCUCUACGACUGCGAUGCCAUGAAUGUUCCCAAGUACCAUACUAAGUCCAUCCUUACUGAUUUCCAGGAGGCUGGGAAGUCAACAGGCAUCGUGACGGUCACCAGGGUCACCCACGCCUCCCCCGCCGGAACCUUCGCCCACACCGCCGAAAGGCACUGGGAGAACGACGAUGAUGUUAACGACGAUGAUUACGACUCUGAGAAGUGUGACGACAUCGCUGAGCAGUUGGUGUUGGGUGACACUGGGUCCAAGAUCAAGGUAAUCCUGGGUGGCGGACGACAGAAGUUUACACCUAAGGGAGUAGUUGAUCCUGAAGGUGGUGACGGCGGUAAACGUGACGAUGGUAAGAAUCUUAUCGAGACUUGGCUCAACCAUAAACAGGAGCUGGGUAAUGCCACCUACACCUGGAACCGCGACCAGUUCCUCACUGUCGACACUGCCAACACCGACUACCUCCUGGGGCUGUUUGACUGGGGCCACAUGGGCUGGGCUAUAGACAAGGAGCCCAGCAACCCGACCCUGCAGGAGAUGGCUAAGGCCGCCAUUGAGAUACUCCAGCGAGAUGACAACGGCUACUUCCUCUUUGUUGAAGGAGGCAACAUCGACCUCGCCCACCACAAGAACGAGUACAGGUCAGCCAUAGAGGAGGCCCUGGAAUUUGAGAAGGCCAUCUCCUACGCCGCCUCCGUCACCGACCCGGAGGAGACCCUUAUUAUUGUUACCGCCGACCACUCCCAGCCCCUGGUGAUCAAUGGCUACCAGGAGAGAGGGGCUGAUGUGUUGGACCUGGGCGACUACUCCAACGUGGACGGGAUGCCCUUCACCGCCCUCCUGUAUACACAAGGGCCUGGUUACCGCGGGGAAGUGAACGGCGAGCGACCUGACCCAUCCCUCGAAGAUUAUACUAACCCACACUACGCCGGGGCAGCUGCCGUACCGCUGACCUCCUCAAACCACGCAGGCGAGGACGUCAUCCUGUACGCCAGGGGCCCACACUCCCACCUGUUUACUGGCAUCCACGAGAACGCCUUCAUCCCCCACGCCCUCAGGUAUGCAUCGUGUACUGGUCAUGGAUUACAGUUCUGUACACAACAGGAGCAACCAUAGAGUGGCAACCCACACCAGUGCCAAAAUAAUGUCAACACGAGCUAUGAUCAGUCCCUGGCGUUCUCCUACCUAGACGAACUUCUGCCCGGUUAUUGCCUACACUGGCAUUUGUCCUGUGGUUAAGACGCAAUAAGAGUUUAGACAGACGCAUAUACAUACAACACAUUGAGUUUUGUCAUUAUACGUCCAAUACCCACCAUUAUACGUCCAAUACCCACCAUUAUACGUCCAAUACCCACCAUUAUACGACUAAUACCCACCAUUAUACGUCCAAUACCCACCAUUAUACGACUAAUACCCACCAUUAUACGUCCAAUACCCACCAUUAUACGUCCAAUACCCACCAUUAUACGUCCAAUACCCACCAUUAUACGUCCAAUACCCACCAUUAUACGUCCAAUACCCACCAUUAUACGUCCAAUACCCACCAUUAUACGUCCAAUACCCACCAUUAUACGUCCAAUACCCACCAUUAUACGUCCAAUACCCACCAUUAUACGACUAAUACCCACCAUUAUACGUC
Molecule: messenger RNA, 1974 nt
Organism: Homarus americanus (American lobster)
Lineage: Eukaryota; Metazoa; Arthropoda; Malacostraca; Decapoda; Nephropidae
Product: membrane-bound alkaline phosphatase-like
Exons: 10
Coding region: 42-1451 (469 amino acids)
Biological process (GO): dephosphorylation
Molecular function (GO): alkaline phosphatase activity
Source: RefSeq, a predicted model, not a curated record